GCUAUGACAAGUCAAUAAUGUCUGCUGUGAAACAGGACUAUGAAUAAACUAAAAGGUGAAUUCCAGAGCCUGUGUGCCUCACUGGGUCCUAUCUGGGGAAUGUGGUUGCAGAACUUCCUGGUAGCAACAGCAGGGUGGAGACUCCUGAGGAGGCCUAUUUCCCUCACUUUCCUUUUGGCACACAUGAGGAGAGCAGCAGGCAGUGAGGCAGAGCUGGACACUGACUGAACACGCACUGGACUCUCGUUCAGGAGCAGAAGAAUGCUUUACACUGAGUUACUGCGGUUGUGGGAUGAGGCGGUGCAGGCUGUGGAUGCCAAAGACUGGCAAGGAGCUCUGGCUAAACUCAAGGAGAUCACUGAACCCACGUCUCGCACUCUGUUCACCGCUGCCUCUGCGCACCUGUCUCUUGGACAGCUGGAUCUGGCCCUGAAGGCUUUGGACCUCACCAUUGCCAAGGAUGAACGUCUCGCUGUUGGCUUCUUCCAGAGAGCAGCAGUGAUGAUGCAGCUUGACAGGUUGGAGGAGGCUCUGUCAGACUGUAUCUGGGCACAGAAGCACAUGAGAGGAAACAUCGUCAUUGACUACAAGCAGCUGGGACUGCGAUUCAAACUCUACAGCUGGCAGGUGUUAUAUAAUGCAGCAGCUGUGUACUGUCGGAUGGGCCAGUGGGAGCAGGCCAAGGAGGUCCUGCUGUCAGCCUCUCAGGAGAGAGGAGGAGGUCGAGGGGGAAACGUAGAGGUGGCUUUGGACAGCGUUGCGAGGAAGGAGGUCCUGGCUCCUCUCCUGGUGCCUGAGGGUUUGGUGUUUCGUCCCAGGAAACAGGAUGUGGAGCAGCUCCAGCAGAGAGACUUUCUGGGCAAAGCAAAGGUGAUUUCCUCCAUGAUUCCCAAUGAUGAUUUUGGAGGCUUCGAACCUCUGAGGCUGCAGAAGCCUGGUUUCUAUGAGCCCAAAGUGGAUGGAGCUCAGGAUUCUCGAUACAUGCGUAUGCAGGUUCCUUACAUGGCUCGGGGCCCGGGCCAGUUGACAGUGCCGGGAGGGGCCAUGGUAUUUUUAUUUGGUGAGGAGGACAGGGAUGGGAUGGCAACUGUCAUAUAUGAUGGACAGAGAGGACUUCUGCCAAUGUCCCUUCUCGAGCCUGCAGAAGUCAAGACGACCAAAGGCAAAAAGGAGAAUAGAGUCCCCAGUGGGAUCCCCCUCCCACCAGAGCUCAAGCCACCCACUCGCCCACAGGCCCGGCCCAGCCCUGCAGCUCCUCCUCAGGCAGUGCGUUUUGCCUCAGACACUCCACCACCAUCCUACACCACUGCCACCCACGCGCCGCUGCCAGCCUCAGAGCCUCCUAAGUACACAGCCAACGCGGCAAGCGACCAGUAUGCCAGCUCAUCUCAGGGGGCAAAGGCGGACUCUCUGGUGGUGAAGGUCCACUACACAUACACCGUGGCUCUGUCUGUCCCUCUGGACACACCGUACCAUGAACUGAAGGAACGAAUCGCACAAAAAUUGGGCCAGCCAGCGUCUCAUCUGCGCCUCAGACAUAAGCAGCAUGGCUCCCAGGUGCUGAUUCCUCUGAGUGGGGAGGUGGAGCCGGGCCACACUAUGCAAGAGGUGGCCGAGGCUGGCAGAGCCACUCUGUGGUGCCAGUCAGAAGACCCCCUGGCGAACCGUACCAUCCUCUACCAGAUGGUGGCGCUGUAUGACUAUGCUGCUCAGGGCCCAGAGGACCUGGAGUUCAGCGAAGGGGACACUAUCGACAUCCUGGGUGAAGUUAAUGAGGAGUGGCUGGAGGGACACUGUGCAGGCAAUAUAGGCAUCUUCCCCAGCUGCUUUGCCUACAGGGAGAAUGCCAGCAUCACUCAGAGCUCCGAGUUAUAAAAGUAGACCAUGUGCGGUUAUUUGUAAUAAACACCUUUACCUGUAAAUGCCGGCUAUGUAGACCCUCCAAAGAACCACUGUAGUGUACCAACACUCUUGUAGGGACUUACAGUGCAUCUGUUGACUUUAUCAUCCUUCUAACAUGUGUCUUAUAAUGUAUCACUAUAACAUUGCUAUAGUGACUCAGAGUAUGUCUAUGGUACUGAAACCUGCUCUAACUGCUGAUUUUCUAUGUUAACACUGUAAUAUUCCUGUUGUAUUAUAUAACACUAGUAAUACGUUUCGCCUGUGGUAUCAAAAUUAUAUUACCGUCAUGUUUUAAAGUAUUUUAAUGAUCCUGCUACAACAACUUUAAAGUGUGUUUUUUUCUGUAUAUUAAGUGUUUUCUGGGUCAAAUUUGACCCAUAUUUUUUCAAAUGGAUUUUAAAGUCACCAGAGGGGGUCAAAUCAAGGUAAAGGGUGGUUAUGGGGAAUCUUGAAAAAGUCCAACUAUAGAUUGGCAUGUCUAUGUAUUUCUGUCAUUGGGGCUGUGGGGACAGAGUUCAAGGGGGACCUUGACUCUGUCACGAGAACUGGCUGUGUUCCCAACACAUCGCCACAUUUGUCAGGGUUCCCACCCAGGUGGACUCCCGUAGCCCUUUGAGGUGUUACGGGGGAAUCUUGAAAUAGUGGAAGAAAAAAAACUGUGCAUUGGAUUGCAUAUAUUGCAUAUAUGGUGUACACACAGUAGGCACAUAGGGUCACAGUGCCUUGACACUGUUGGUGGGGUGGAAGGACUGAUUUGGUGGAUCUGUUGAUCCAAGAUGAAAAAGGAGACAAUGAGCUGAAGAGGAAAUAGUAGAAGAGGAGGACAAUAUGGAAGAAAGGCCCUUGUAACUUGUCACCACCUUUCCCACACACCAGCCACAUCAGCACAGUAUCUGAAUCUUGCCCUGAUCAGAAAUUUACAAACUAGUUUUCUUUUAUGACUAAUACACUCAAUGUGGGGUUGAUUGUGUACAAUUGACAGAGCAUGUGGUUUACAGGCAGUGUUGAUUGAUGGUUUUAAUGGUUAUAAUGAAAACUACCAUUCAAAAAUAUUGUUGCAUUCUUCACUGUCAACAAAAUUCAAAGAAAUAACUAUGGCUGUCUUGUUCUCUUGUUUUAGAUAACAUGAGAUCAUAAUGUAGUGUGAUUGUGAAUGUAUUUUCUCCAUUAACAAAUAGUGUCAAACCUAACAUCCUGAAACAUUAAUGAAGGAUCAAUCACCCAUUUAUUAAUGACUACUGACUAAUAUAUGAUCAUAUAUGGAUGAAAAAUACAUUUGUGUUUCAAAAUUUGGAUAUCAGGGAUUUAUAAAGGGUUUAUAAAGAGAUAUUUGAGGUGGGUCAAAAAUGACCCACUCCAUACUGUGAGGGGUCAGAAUAUGUAAGGGUUGAGUCCCAAUACUUAGCAUUUACAAUCAGUAUAUAAACAGUUAUAAUGGUUUAUAACACACUUUAAUGUACUUGUCAGCAGAUAUACGGUAAGUUUUGAUUAAUGUAUCUCUCAACAACUAUAACUCCUCCUGUGGGCAGCCAUAAGUGGAGCUUAUAAACAGAUAAUGAAUGAUAUAUGUCUUCAUAUUAGAAGACAUAUAUCAACAAGACAUAGACAAGGAAGUUAUAAUUGUUGACAAAUACUGUACAUUAUUCAACAUUUAAAUUGUCCUUGUGUCUGCUUAUAAUCAAAUCAUUGUGUAUUAUUUAUUAAAUAUUUGUAUACUGUUUAUAAAUGCUAAAAAAAAAAAAGGCUAUUCAGAUAUAUUUUCUUAAAGGAUUACCGAAGCUGUGUAUUGAAGCUCUAUAUCCUCAAAUAAUU
Messenger RNA from Thunnus maccoyii (southern bluefin tuna), 3714 nucleotides. RefSeq names its product NADPH oxidase activator 1 (gene noxa1). The coding region runs from base 262 to 1875 and encodes 537 amino acids. Gene Ontology annotation, molecular function: superoxide-generating NADPH oxidase activator activity; protein binding. The transcript has 17 exons. NCBI's taxonomy places the organism in Eukaryota, Metazoa, Chordata, Actinopteri, Scombriformes, Scombridae. The record is from RefSeq and is a predicted model, not a curated record. Gene Ontology annotation, biological process: superoxide anion generation.